This is a messenger RNA of Onychostoma macrolepis, 2946 nucleotides long. Its product is annotated as lipopolysaccharide-induced tumor necrosis factor-alpha factor homolog. NCBI's taxonomy places the organism in Eukaryota, Metazoa, Chordata, Actinopteri, Cypriniformes, Cyprinidae. The record is from RefSeq and is a predicted model, not a curated record. Gene Ontology annotation, molecular function: zinc ion binding. The transcript has 7 exons. The coding region runs from base 1793 to 2380 and encodes 195 amino acids.
GUGCUUCCACAGUCACUUUGUGAUGUUUGGAUACAGAUGAUUGUUAUGUGAAAAAUUUGAGAUAAAGAUAAUGUAGGCCUAUUAAAGGCUCGUUGGAACAAAGUGCCUCUACCUACAUUAAAAAUAAUAAUAAUAACUUUAAAAAAAAAAAAAAAAGGAGCCUAUAGAGCACUGACCUUUAUCGCACCACUCACUCGACAUUUAAUUUCCAAACUGCCGCGAUAUGAACUCAACGUGUAAAAUGUUUGCAGUUACGUUUAUCUGUUUCAGAGGAAACUCAACCAGCUUUUUAGCGCCACUGAACAUUCCAAAUAUCAUUUUUGCAAAAAUGUCUCCACAUGCUAUUUUUUUUUUUUAACUGGGUUACUAAGGCUCAACUUAUUAACAGAUAAGAUGGGUCAGGUAAAUGUCAAUUUGUCAAAAGUGGACUUUACCUGAGUCUCCGUAGCCUACUUUUUAUUCAUUGCUGUCUGUGCGUUUUAUUGCAUUAAAUGCAUGUCAGUUAACUGUCGGAAUCGCCGCAAAACCCGUUAAAACUCCCUCGCUUUUAGAAUGUUCAAAUUUACAAAUUUGAAAUAUCUAACUUUUUCCGAAAACUCACCUGUCAGAACACGAAUUGCUGACAAAUAAAAUGUUGUCAAACUGGCAGUUAGGGGCACAGUUACAGGAGAUCAGAUCACAUGUUAAUACGGUGCGAGUACGACAGUGAUGAACAGUGCCCUGCUGAAAAUAAAUAAAUUAAAUAAAUAAAUAAAUAAUAGAAAUCAUCACCGAUUUUGUGAUGUUUUUACUGGUUUUAAUGGAAACUGUAAUGGUACCUGUGGGUCUCUACUGGUAAUUGGUCGCCUUUUAUUGUUACAACGCAAAACCUCUAAAUCCUAAUGGUAGGAUAUGUCCCAAAACACACUAAAGGAACGCAUUAUUUAUUGGUUUUAAUUAAAGUUGGUUUGCAAUGUUUUUAAUGGUAUUUGAAGUGUAAUUACUGUGAUUUUUAUGCAGGGUGGACACUUAUGCCACACCUUUAAAGUGAAUAGCAAAGUCAUUGCAUUAAAUUUCAAAGCAAGUUUUGUUUGAAAGAGAGACUCACAAGCACACUUUGAAGUAAAACGUUUAAUUAAAAAACAGAUUUUAAAUGAUGAAAUAAAAAUUGUGGUGUUCAAAAUGGGGGAAAAAAGUAUUGCAUUGGUGCGAAUAGCCUCGUGCUAUCGAAGAGCCAACUGCGCUCACGGCCACCCGAGUUCGAUUCCCAUCUUGAGGUCCUUUGCUGAUCCUGCUCCCUCUUUCCUUCCAGUUCUUUCCUGUCAUCUGUCUCUACUAUCCUAUCUAUAAUAAAUGCAUAAAAAGCCCAUAAAAAUACCUAAAAAAAAUAAAUAAAUAAUAAUAAUAAUAAAUUUGCAACCCUUGUUUGUGAAGUGUUAGGUAAUCAAGUUUAUACUUAUGUCCACUAAAAAACACAUUUUUCCAAGUUAUCUGUAAAAGAACAAGUGCUGCUGAGGACAUACCAGAAUGCCCAACCAAUCACUGCUUUGAUUCCUACAUUUAUUGAAGAGAUCCAAGUGUGGCUAAAUCUACCUGUUGGCAUUCCUGCUCACCUGACUUGAACCUCAAGCAGUACGCAACCCGCUUGAUUCAAACAUAUUUUUGAGCCAGUCAUAUGAUAGCCUAUAGCCUAUAAAAGCCAUGUCACUCAUGGCUGAGAACAAUUAUUGAUCCCAUUACAAAAAUAUGCACAGCCCAAACCCUUUAUUAUAGUGACUUUUCUGAUUUGAGACAAAGGCAGCAAUUGCUGAUAAUGGAAAAAGGACUGUCACCCCCUCCAUAUCCUGGACAACCAAUGGUCCAUACCAACAUUUCCUACCAGGCACCGCAGGUUGCCUAUCAAACCCAGCCAGUGGCCACUGUAUACAGCCAACCGACUGCACAGACAGUCAUGGCGUCCAGUGUAACCCAAACAGUCCAAUCAGCUGGCAUGGCUCCAAUGGCUACAGUUUACCCAGCACCAGUUGUACAAGGGCCGGUCAUGUCUUCAACCACCGUAACUCGGACAGUCCAGUCUACAUCUAUGCCUGGUAUUGCUCCAAUGGCAGUUUACUACCCACAGCCAACUGUCAUGCUGCCCACUUGUCAUGUCCCAGUGGUAUUUGUGCCACCACGUCUGACUGAUUUCCCGGGGCGGAUAACAUGUCCUCACUGCCUGCUGGAGGACGUUACAGAGACAACAUAUGCCACCGGCCUGAUGGUGUGGGCCAUCUGUGGAGGUCUUGGCAUUUUAGGGAUCUGGCCAUGUUGUCUGAUUCCGUUCUGUGUGGACGGCUGCAAGGAUGUAGAGCAUCGCUGCCCAAGCUGCAAAACCCUCAUCUAUGUGCACAAACGCAUGUAGCUUGUUCUGAAGCGAAGAAUAUCUGGAAAAGCCAAAAGAAACCUUUACCACCAGCUUAUUCUGGACAUUAUUGGACUUCCUAAUUCCCAAAAAAAAAAAAACAUGACAAGACUCAUAUGGGUUUCUCUUUCCAUACGUGUAUACAUUGCUAUAUAUAUUUAUACUGCAUAUGAUUUAUAUCUUUUUUUAUUGUGAAAUUUAUAAUCAACUCUGCAUGAUGUAUUGAUCAUGCAAUGUAAUGUAAUCAAGCAGAAUAUACAUUUAACAUCUUGUUGCCAAAUGUCUUGUUGCUAAACUGUCCUUCAUCUAAAGGUCUGCAAGGCCUUAUCAAAAAACAAGAUUUGUUGUAUUAAAUUAUAUUUAUCUGAUAUAUAGCAUGAUAUUUCAGAUAAUGUAUACAAUACCAUAGACAACAAAAAAGGAUUCAACUGACUGCAACUAUUGUCAGUAAAGACAAUUAACAUUUAUGCCUUUGUAUGUUCCUGUUCACUGCAUUCUCGUAAUAACUAAGGUGCGAAGUCAAGGAAAAUAAACUCAAUGCUUUGAUUGUAACAGGACUAGCCAAA